GCUGUCGCUGCCCGGGGCGGUCCCUGUCGCUGCCCUGGGCGGUCCCUGUCGCUGCCCGGCUCCCCAGCCGCCGCUGGCAGCCGCCAUGGCUCUGUGCUGGGCGCUGCGGCCGCCGCGCUGCCGCCUCCGGCCGCCGCCGCUCGCCCUGCCCGCGCCGCCCCGCAGCCUGCUGGCAAGCACAGCGACAGCGCGGGAGCGGAGGGGAAAGGCCAGGGUGAGCUGCAGCCUGCCAGAGCCUUCCUGGGAGGAGAGGUUAGCAAAUGCAGUGACGCCACUGUGGAGACUUCCCUACCAAGAGCAGCUGCAGGUAAAGUAUGAAAGCCAGAGGAAGAUUUUGCAGACACUGGCAUCUCGUCUUGAGGAGCUGGGCAUAGAUGCACAGAAACCUGGUGGGCUCUGCUGUCCUCUGCAGCCUGUAGUUCCUUCGCCCAUCAUUAACGGCUACCGAAACAAAUCGACUUUCUCUGUGAACCGAGGGCCAGAUGGGAACCCCAAAACUGUGGGGUUGUAUGUAGGAACUGGCAGAGAAAGGAAUAUUGUCUGUGUGAAAGCCAACCAUGUGGAGAACAUACCCUCAAAACACAAACAAGUAGCUCAGUGCUACGAGGAGUUCAUCUGUCACUCCCCCCUGGACUCCUGCAUCCUCUUCCAUGAAGGUGGGCACUGGCGAGAGCUCGUGGUGCGUACCACCCGCUGUGGCCACACCAUGGCUAUCAUCACCUUCCACCCCCAGCAGCUGGGCCAGGAGGCACUGGCUACUCAGAAAGCAUUGCUGAAGGAGUUCUUCACAUCUGGGCCUGGAGCAGUCUGUGCCUUGACUUCGCUUUAUUUCCAAGAGAGCACCAUGACACGCUGCUCCCACGAGCAGUCCCCCUACCAGCUCCUGCACGGAGCACCGCACAUCUUGGAAGAGCUGCUCGGCCUGCAGUUCCGCAUCUCUCCAGACGCCUUCUUCCAAGUCAACACGGCUGGGGCAGAAGUUCUGUACCAGGCAGUCAGGGAGCUCUGCCAGGCUACUGGGGACACUGUCCUCCUUGACAUCUGCUGUGGAACAGGCACAAUUGGUCUCUCUCUGGCUCACCAAGUGUCCAAGGUUAUUGGUGUCGAGGUGGUGGAGAAGGCAAUAGAGGAUGCUGAGUGGAAUGCAGCAUUCAAUGGGAUCUCAAACUGUGAGUUUCACAGUGGAAAGGCAGAGGCUGUGUUACCACAGCUCCUGGCAUCGUGGGAGGAUGCCCGACCGCUUGUUGCUGUUGUGAACCCUUCUCGGGCUGGCCUACACUACAGGGUCGUUCGAGCCAUCCGGAACUGCAGGAGCAUCCGCAGGCUGCUCUACAUCUCCUGCAAGCCAGAGGGUGAAGCCAUGAGGAACUUCCUCGAGCUGUGCUGCCCACCUGACCCACGGAAGAAGCUGGCAGGGGAGCCAUUUGCCCCCGUGAUGGCUAUUCCUUUUGACAUGUUUCCUCACACUGUUCAUUGUGAGCUGGUGCUGCUGUUCACCCGCUGACAAGGAGGCAGGAAUGAGCUCUGAGAGCUUGGGAAGCAACCUCCUCCUGUCCUGAAGAGCUAAUGUAGUUAGGAUUUUAACUUAUUUUCUGUGAAGUUGUAUAAAAAUAAAUAAUUUUGGUUUUUCUCUUACUUUGGGUUGCC
Onychostruthus taczanowskii (white-rumped snowfinch) is the source of this 1647-nucleotide messenger RNA. RefSeq names its product tRNA methyltransferase 2 homolog B (gene TRMT2B). The transcript is spliced from 12 exons. Bases 86 to 1504 code for a protein of 472 amino acids. Lineage: Eukaryota; Metazoa; Chordata; Aves; Passeriformes; Passeridae. The record is from RefSeq and is a predicted model, not a curated record. Gene Ontology annotation, biological process: RNA processing. Gene Ontology annotation, molecular function: tRNA (uracil(54)-C5)-methyltransferase activity, S-adenosyl methionine-dependent.